UUUGAUUGAUUAAUUCAAUGAUCUGUUCUGUUCUGGAAGAAGAUAAGGAAGGGUGAAAGAAAAUCGUAGGUUUGGACUGAAACCCUAACUCCACUCGACUGUGCCCAAUUUGAUCGCCGCCGCCGCUGCCGUCGCUGUCGCUGCCGCUGAAUCAGGGGAUUAUUUCACUUUUGUUUCCUCUCUAAAAUAUUGGGUAGCUGCUAUAUGAUAUCUUAAUAUUGCCACUGGAAAAUAUAUCAUGUCUGAAGAUGCUGGAUCUAUGUUGGUAGUUUAUGAUGAUCCCUCCGACCAACGCUCACUAUCUUUGGAUGAUGCAAGCAGCACUGAGGAGUCUCCCGAUGAAACCAGGCUCUCCUUGGAAACAACACAUGAUGCUAUUCCAUACAUUGGCCAAAGGUUUGCCACUCAUGAUGCUGCUUAUGAAUUCUAUAGUGAAUUUGCGAAAAGGAGUGGCUUCUCAAUUAGACGUCACCGUACAGAAGGAAAAGAUGGCGUUGGAAAAGGACUUACUAGGCGCUACUUUGUUUGUCACCGUGCUGGCAAUACUCCUGUCAAAACAUCAACUGAAAGCAAACCUCAAAGAAAUAGAAAGUCUUCUCGUUGUGGGUGUCAGGCUUACAUGCGUAUUAGCAAAACAACAGAAUUUGGAGCUCCAGAAUGGCGUGUGACUGGUUUUGCUAACCACCAUAAUCAUGAACUUUUAGAACCAAACCAAGUUCGAUUUCUCCCUGCAUACAGAACUAUCUCGGAUGUUGACAAAAAUCGAAUACUAAUGUUUGCCAAGACAGGAAUUUCUGUUCAUCAAAUGAUGAGGCUUAUGGAGCUUGAGAAGUGUGUGGAACCUGGAUAUUUGCCUUUUACUGAAAAAGAUGUUAGGAAUUUACUCCAGUCAUUUAGGAAAUUAGAUCCAGAAGAAGAAAGCUUAGAUUUAUUAAGAAUGUGCAGAAAUAUUAAGGAGAAAGACCCUAAUUUUAAAUUUGACUACACACUUGAUGCAAACAAUCGUUUGGAGAAUAUUGCUUGGUCAUAUGCUUCAUCAAUCCAAUGGUACGAUAUAUUCGGUGACGCGGUGGUGUUUGAUACAACACACCGGCUGACUGCUUUUGACAUGCCGCUGGGGAUAUGGGUUGGAAUAAACAAUUAUGGAAUGCCUUGCUUUUUUGGCUGCACACUUUUACGUGAUGAAACCGUGAGGUCGUUUUCCUGGGCACUGAAGGCUUUCUUAGGGUUCAUGAAUGGAAAGGCUCCGCAAACUAUAUUAACCGACCAAAAUAUAUGUCUCAAAGAAGCACUAUCCACAGAAAUGCCUACAACAAAACACGCUUUCUGCAUAUGGAUGAUAGUAGCAAAGUUUCCAUCCUGGUUUAAUGCUGUUCUAGGGGAACGGUAUAAUGAGUGGAAGGCUGAAUUUUAUAGACUUUAUAAUCUUGAGUCAGUUGAGGAUUUUGAUCUAGGUUGGAGGGAAAUGCUUUGUUCUUUUGGGUUGCAUUCCAAUCGGCACAUGGUUAAUUUAUAUAGUUCACGCUCUCUUUGGGCGUUGCCAUUUUUGAGAAGCCAUUUUCUUGCUGGAAUGACUUCAACUGGUCAGUCAAAGUCAAUCAAUGCUUUCAUUCAACGAUUUCUGAGUGCACAAACUCGCCUUGCACACUUUGUUGAACAGGUAGCUGUUGCUGUGGAUUUUAAAGAUCAAACUGGAGAACAACAAACCAUGCAGCAGAAUCUCCAAAAUGUUUGCCUCAAAACAGGGGCCCCUAUGGAAUCACACGCGGCCACAAUCCUCACUCCUUUUGCCUUUUCAAAGCUCCAAGAACAACUUGUACUGGCGGCACAUUAUGCAUCGUUUUCAAUUGAAGAUGGUUUUCUUGUGAGGCACCACACCAAAACUGAGGGGGGUCGGAAAGUUUAUUGGGCCCCUCAAGAAGGAAUUAUAAGUUGUAGCUGCCAUCAGUUCGAGUUCACUGGUAUUCUUUGUCGGCAUUCUCUUAGAGUUCUUUCAACAGGAAAUUGCUUUCAGAUCCCAGAUGGAUAUCUUCCUAUUCGAUGGCGUCGCAUAAGCAUGCCCUCUUCUAAGCUUCUUCAAAGUGCGCCAAAUGAUCAUGCUGAAAGAGUUAAGUUACUACAAAACAUGGUUUCUUCUCUGAUGACAGAAUCCGCUAAAUCUAAGGAACGGUUAGAUAUUGCAACAGAACAUGUUUCUAUCCUUCUGUCUCGCUUAAGAGAGCAACCAAUUUCUUUGCAAGGUGGUCGAGAGUCCCAGAAUUAGCACACCUCACACAUACAUGAUCUUUACCAGAGUCCCAUAAGGGCUGCAUUUCCAAGUUACAUGUUCUGGCAAUAAUUCCUUCAUCCAAAAGGCCAGCAAUUGUCUCUACGAAAAUGAAAAAAAUGAAGAGAAUUGGAGAUAGUUCCAAAGAGGUAAGCUUACAAGUUAUAUAAAAAAGAAUUUCUGCCCCCAAAAUAACAAACCUUGCAAGCAUUUGAUUUUGAAUCUGGUAUUGUAUGAAUUAGUCCCCAUCGUGCCAAUCUCUGCAUAUACAUAAUACCCAUAAUAUUUUCAAGUAAGCAAAACUAAUUUUCAAUUGCAGAAAGUAAAAACAAGACUAACUAAAAUACAGCUAGAGGUACAAACUGUCAGAGCCUAAAAGUUCAUUGCUACCAACACUCUUUGCAUGGUCUUCCACAAGUCCUCUAUUGUUGAGAAAAUUUUAUCAGGUUCCCAUCAAAUAGUGAGUGGGCCCAGUUGUUUUUGAUUCCCACACAUAAAAUUUAGCCUAUUGAAAAUGUUGCAUAGGGUUUUUUCUUCCAUUUCUCCAGCAUAUACUAAACUGGGAACCAUUCGUCAAAGCUAAAAGAGAUGCAACAGAUGCGAUCAAAUUUAUGGUGGAUGGUGAUGGAAUUUUUAAGUCAAUUUGCAACCACUUGCCUUGUUAGAAAGUCCAAGUUUUUCUGAAUCUUAAUAUUGUCAAAUCAAUUGAGAGCAGCAAAUACUAGUCAGAAGAUACAUCUUGCCAAUGCUCAAAUGAGCAAAUAAAUACCAUGCAGGAUUAUAUUCUUCCCACCACUUUACCAAAAGUAACAGUUUGGAAGCAUUAUUCAUAGAGAAAGCCAACUAAGGUGAAUGGAGUAGCAAUAAUACAACAAAAUUCCUAAUUUGUCUGGUAUUGUAACUAAAAUUGAAACUUGGGGAGUUAGAAAUACAAUAAAACAUCAUGUUUGUAUUCAUUCGAAAAAAAGAAAAAAAAAACAUUUCCAACUAAAUAAGUCCCAGAAAUCAAAGAAACCACCCAUGAGGACACUCCAGGAACAACCUAUUAUUGGGUUCUGGCAAGACAAGACCCUGGCAAAGGCAACGGUUAGAAUAACAACUGGA
Vigna unguiculata (cowpea) is the source of this 3370-nucleotide messenger RNA. It is a transcript of the gene FRS11, whose product is annotated as FAR1-related sequence 11. Gene Ontology annotation, molecular function: zinc ion binding. Gene Ontology annotation, biological process: regulation of DNA-templated transcription. NCBI's taxonomy places the organism in Eukaryota, Viridiplantae, Streptophyta, Magnoliopsida, Fabales, Fabaceae. The record is from RefSeq and is a predicted model, not a curated record.